Messenger RNA from Leptopilina heterotoma, 1221 nucleotides. RefSeq lists its product as uncharacterized. The transcript is spliced from 4 exons. The coding region runs from base 354 to 998 and encodes 214 amino acids. The record is from RefSeq and is a predicted model, not a curated record. NCBI's taxonomy places the organism in Eukaryota, Metazoa, Arthropoda, Insecta, Hymenoptera, Figitidae.
UGAUAAUAAGGAAUUCCUUAGUUCGGAGCCUCCUACUCUGUAAAUAAAAUGGCAGAUUUUAAAAUUAAAAUUGGUUCAUUACAAGUCUCCUUCUGAGAUGUAACACGUCAAAUCGCAAAUUAUAUUAUCUUUUGCAAGCUGACCUUGCAACAACUAUAUUCAACUAUUUACCCUUGAAAACAUUACGCAAAGGUUAGGCUCGAAGGACAUAAUAUUAACACAUUUAGCUAAAUUGACAGAGUGUUGUUAAUUUUUUCUGCAUUCAAUAAGUAACAAUAGCAGUAACCACAUCAAUCACUAAUCAAUUACAAAGAGAAGAAGGAGCUUACUCGAACGAGUUUCAAAGAAAGAAAAUGAUUCAAAUUUUUAAAAUUAGAAACAUGCAAGUUGUGUACUUUGUAUGUUUCCUGUUACACUUUGCGAAAACGAAUGGAAUCGAAAAUAGGACUCUGGACGUAAACGCGCAUGGUUUGUCAAAUGACACUCAACACCUUAUUAACAAAAACAUCAUUAAAGGAAUUCAGGACCCAGAUGUAAAGUCAAUUAUCAAAUCUGCGUUAGGGAAUGAUUCUACAUCCGAAGUGGUACUGAAGAAGAAUUUGAUCGUGUUUCCUUCGAAUACUCCAAAUUUAGUAAUAACAAACAAACAAGAAGUACACAAAAUUCCAGGGAUGGCAGGAAAAGCAAGUAAAUUGGGCAGUAAUUCCACUUUUAGUGAAGUAAAAGAAGUUAAUGAAUUGAGUUUGGCAGAGCUGAUUCCUCUGAACGAGACAAUAAUCAAGACAAAUGGAACAGACAGACAAAAGAGAGUAGCUUUGAUUUCAGAUUCUAUUCCAGUGACACCGCCAUUGAGUUCAGACUUGGACACUGCGAACGAUAUAGUAUUUAGACCUCUUUUCAGAUAUAGACAAGAAACGAGGUUGAGGGCCAAAAAUACUUACAAUCGAGAAUACAGAAGAUUUAAUUACGGAAGGUCCAAAUUCUCGUCCACCUUCUAAGCAUCUAGUCUUCCACAAGAAGAUGGCUAAUUUCGCAGUUUAAUUAUCAUGGAGAAGUAGCUUCCGAAGUAGCUUUGAGAUGUUUAGCUAAAGUAUGUAAUUCACAAUAGAGAAUUAUUUUAAUCAAUGAACAAAAAUGUAUGUCGAACCUCCACUUUUUAUUCAAAUAAGGUGCAAAUCAAACCUAAUAUUUACAUCAAUAAAAAUGUUCAAUUACCUAUCA